AUGGCGACAUCAGACAGGCAGGAGCUCGUGCGGAGUGCGGUCGAUUUUCUCUCUGAUCCCAAGACACAAGCAUCACCCCUCGCGCAGCGGGUUCAAUUUCUCGAGGCCAAAGGACUGAACAACAAUGAGAUCGACGAAGCCAUGAGACAGGCCGCAUUGAAUCAAAGCCCAUAUUCUCUGCGAACUUAUCCACAGUCUUAUUCUACCGCCUCUUACCCACCAGUUUAUGGACCAUCACCAUACGCCGCACAACCUCCGCCUCAAGCCUGGGAUUGGCGAGACUACUUUAUUACUGCCAUUGUUUCAGGCACUGUAGUCUACGGGGCUGUCUCUUUGUUCAAGAAAUAUGUAUCUCCACAUCUUCAACCCCCUUCAGAAACAGCAUACGAAGCUGAUCGAGACGCGCUUACCGCUCAAUUUGAUGCGGCGGAAGCAUUGCUCCGAGAAAUUCAGGCCGAAUCAUCCGCCAUGCGAAUGACAGUUGAGCAACAGAAUGACAAGGUAGAGAAAGUCACCCAGGACGUGGAAGAAGUCGUGAAAGAAAUGAGAGAAAGCGAUGCGAAGAGCAAGGAUGAAAUGCGCGAAAUAAGAGAAGAGGUUAACAACAUUCGCGAGAUGCUGCCUAAGAUGCUGGAUAAGAACAAAGAAAGUCAAUUACAGACAUUUGCUGAGCUGCAACAAGAGUUGAAAUCGCUUAAGGCGCUACUUCUCAGUCGUGGGCCAAGUACGCCUAGUGGCUUCUCAACCCCAAUCAUUCCCAGCAAGCCAUCGAUUCCCUCAUGGCAGCUUGUCAGUGCUCCUCAGGUCCCCAAUCUGAUGAGUAACUCCGCACCAGCAUUAGAGCCGCUGGGCCCGCCUCUUUCGCUACCGAAUGGCAAAGGAAAGGAAGUUGAAAAUUUGACCGACAACCUCCAGACUGGUGCUCCUAAUGCAUAA
Molecule: messenger RNA, 936 nt
Organism: Fibroporia radiculosa
Lineage: Eukaryota; Fungi; Basidiomycota; Agaricomycetes; Polyporales; Fibroporiaceae
Exons: 5
Coding region: 1-936 (311 amino acids)
Biological process (GO): protein import into peroxisome matrix, docking
Cellular component (GO): peroxisomal membrane; peroxisomal importomer complex
Molecular function (GO): signaling receptor binding
Source: RefSeq, a predicted model, not a curated record